AAUAAAGGGAGAGAGAAACAAAGAGACGAAAGAGAAGGGUCAAAAGCCGCACUCGCGCACCGCUUAGUGACCAGUGCCCCCUUCUCUCUGUUACUCAGUUCUCUAUUGUUCCCAGAUGUGCUGACAUUACCCCAUUACUUAGAUUUCUCUGUUCCUUCUUCACAUCGUUCUCUCUUGUUUCUUUGGGCAAAACUUGAAAAAAAGUUUUUUCUUUUUCCUGGUCUACCAUGCUGGUUCAUGCGAAGGCACUGUUGGGUUUCCUGGCUUUUCUUGGCUUGCAGCUUCCUUUGAUACUGGCAGAUUGCCCCUUAGAUUUGAGUGGAUCCAAUUUUACACUUGUGGCUUCUGUAUGCUCCAAUAAAGAUGACAGAGGAAAGUGUUGCCGCUAUAUGAAUGCUUUCAUUGCAGUUUCUGUUGCUCGUUAUGCAAACGUGACAAGCAACCUAGGAGUUACAUCAGAUUCAUCUGAGGUCUGCAUCCACUCCAUAUUGCAGACCAUGGAACUGUAUGGAGUGCCACGAAAUGCCACAAUUUUCUGUGGGUUUGGUACAAAAAUUCCUGUUAGUUAUGACUGUAGGGGCCGAACAACUGUCAUGCAGAUGCUUGAGUCUCCAAAAUUUAUGGAUGUCACAGAGAACUGCAAACUGCCACUUUUGCAGGAAAAUGAUUGCCGAAAGUGUUUAAAUGCCGGCAUUGUCUACCUUCAUCAUCUGGUUGGAUCUGAAAAUAAUAUGACAUUGAGUACUUGCCGAGAUGCAACCUUUGCUGCACUUGCAAGCCAAGUUGACAACACUUCAGCCAUUGAAAUCGCAAGCUGUUUUUUUCAAGUUCAGGGAUUUAAUAUCCAACCAGUUUCAGAGUCAUCUCCAUCUCUGCCUGCUCCUAAGGCUUCUCCUAGUCCAUUGGUUGCUGCUAGCCCAAGUCAACUCAUGUUGGGAGUGCCUCCAAAACAAAAGCACCACAACUACCACCUCACAUUAAUUCCAGGUGUUGGCAUAGCAGUUACAGUAGCUGCUGUGAUGAUGCUUAUAAUCUUGGUAGUUUUGAUUCGUAGGAAAAGCAGAGAAUUGGAGGAUUCUGAGAGUAUGGACAAGAACUCUUCAAAACUCUUUUCUUCUACUCGGCCCAUGCGAAAAUUUCAGGAAGGUCCUACAUCAAUGUUCCAAAAAUAUAGCUACAAGGAAACAAAGAAAGCAACUGACAAUUUUAACACCAUCAUUGGUCGUGGAGGGUUUGGAACAGUGUACAGAGCCCAAUUUAGUGAUGGCUCAGUGGUAGCUGUGAAGCGGAUGAACAAAGUUUCAGAGCAGGGGGAAGAUGAAUUUUGCAGAGAGAUAGAACUUCUUGCUAGAUUACACCAUCGUCAUCUAGUCUCUCUAAGAGGAUUUUGCAGCAAAAAGCAUGAGAGGUUUCUAAUGUACGAGUACAUGUCAAAUGGAAGCCUAAAGGAUCAUCUACAUUCCCCAGGAAAAACCCCACUGAGUUGGGAGACCAGAAUACAAAUUGCCAUUGACGUGGCAAAUGCUUUGGAGUACCUUCAUUGUUAUUGUGAUCCACCUCUGUGCCACAGGGACAUCAAAUCAAGCAACAUUUUGUUGGAUGAGAAUUUUGUUGCAAAGGUUGCAGAUUUUGGCCUUGCACAUGCUUCAAAAGAUGGUUCUAUUUGCUUCGAACCAGUAAAUACUGAUAUCCGUGGAACUCCAGGUUAUAUGGAUCCUGAAUAUGUGAUCACUCAAGAGCUCACUGAUAAAAGUGAUGUGUAUAGCUAUGGUGUACUACUUUUGGAGAUAGUGACGGCAAGACGAGCUAUACAAGAUGGCAAGAAUUUGGUGGAAUCAUCCCAGAUACUGAUGGGAUCAGAGUUGAGGCUAAUUGAGCUAGUGGACCCCCAAAUUAAGGACUCCUUUGACUUGGACCAACUUCAGACAGUUGUGACCAUUGUGAGAUGGUGCACCCAGAGAGAAGGGAGGGCUAGGCCUUCAAUCAAACAGGUUCUUCGCCUUUUGUAUGAGAGUUCAGAUCCGAUGCAAAGUGGGUUCAUACAAGCUGUUGAAGAUGAAGACUAUGAAGGUAGCGAAGGAAGAGGUAGGUCAAGUAGAGGGAAAGUACCUAGGAGUGGACCUCUUUUUUACAGUGGGGAUGGAAGAUAUCUUGCUUCAUCUUCAAGUACAUCAAGGUCAUAUUGUAGUAGAAGCUUUUUAUUAGAAACUGGCUCACCACAAUCUCCUCAAAAUAUACUCUCCCUUUGAGGCUAAUCAUUUGUUUGCUUGAUCCAACAAUAUGAGAGAGCUGCCUCCAUUUGAUUAAGCCACAGUUCAGAAAUUGCUUGGUGUGAUUUGAGUCAUGAGCUGGCAGGUAUACAUGGUCUUUGUUAGGCAGAAUUCUCCUGUUGUAGAGCAGGUAAAUGCCAUCAAGCUUGUUACUUGUACAAAUGGGAUAAAAAAAGAAUUUUGAAGAGUAGUCAUCCUAUAAUGUUCCGGUUUUUGUUACCCUUAAAUUUUUUGGAUAACUGAGACCUAAAUGUAUUUUUUGGUUGUCAUUGAUACAGAGAUUAGGGUAUUGCAGCUAGUCAUCAAGGUUAACUCUGUCUGUUAUUGAUCCAAAAACUGGGAGAGAUGUCUCAGUGCAAUUGUUUUAUUACCUUCUAAUAAAGUUACCGCUGUUAUAUAUGGAAAA
Molecule: messenger RNA, 2676 nt
Organism: Theobroma cacao (cacao)
Lineage: Eukaryota; Viridiplantae; Streptophyta; Magnoliopsida; Malvales; Malvaceae
Product: putative receptor-like protein kinase At1g49730
Biological process (GO): protein phosphorylation
Molecular function (GO): protein kinase activity; ATP binding
Source: RefSeq, a predicted model, not a curated record